AUGGCCAAUAACAACAACACUGCCUCGAACAAUUAUGAUAGUGCCUGCAUGGCCUGUGAUCAUCCGGACUGGGUUGACGACAUGGUACAAUGCGAAGAAUGCGAAGGUUGGUACCAUUUUAGAUGCGUCAGUGUAACCCGGUCUGUCGAACUCCGCCACUGGGUGUGUAGCAAUUGUUUACCAAUCAGUGUCAGCAGCCAGUCAUCCCGAGCAAUCAACAGUAAGUCGCUGGCGCAGCAGCGAUUGGAGGACGAACAGCAAAUCCACCGUAAUCGAUUCCAGAAAGAAAUGGAUCUUGAGAAGGAGCUGAUUGACCGAGAGAAAAGGCGGAUAGUGGAAGAAGAAGAGAUGGAGAUGACCUUCCUUCUUGAGAAGUACGCUUUGUUGGCGGAACAAGAUGCAGACGAUGAAAAGAGCGUUGCAAGACUACCGAUAGCGAAAUACGAAAACGCUGUGCCACGCGUGCUUAUUGGCUUGGACCAAUUGAACCUGUCAAUGCCGCUGAAAUGCCGGGAAGGGCACAAAGGAGAACCAGUAGCCACAAAAACGCGACUCGGGUGGUGUGUAUACGGCGGGGGUAAUGCGAAAACCGUAGGGGUCAGUUGCCAUAUCUCGGAAGUCCAGCCAGAAACGGAUCUUCACGAGGUAGUCAAGCGAUACUUCGAGCAGGAAGAUACAGGAACUAAACCUGUCGUGGAAUUGGAAUCAGUAGAAGACACGAGAGCGAAAAAGAUUCUGGUCGACACCACGGUUCGUGUAGACGAAAGCUACCACAUGGCUCUUCGUCGAUUGGAGUGCUUAGAACGGAGAAUGUCUCGUGAACCUGCACUAAAGGAGAACGUCCUCCAACAGAUUGAGGACUACCAAGCGAAAGGUUAUGCUCAUCUUGCUACUGAGGAGGAUCUGGCAAAUGCUGACCCACGCAGAACAUGGUAUUUACCACUCGGCGUUGUGACCAAUCCCAAAAAACCUGGCAAAGUGCGAUUGAUUUGGGAUGCUGCGGCCAAAGUGGACGGCAUCUCUCUCAACAUGGUUCUCCUAAAAGGACCAGAUCUGCUGACCUGUCUUCCAGGGGUUCUUUGCCGUUUUCGAGAGAAGCCCGUGGGGGUAAGCGGAGACAUACGUGAAAUGUUUCACCAGUUCCGUAUACGACGUGCAGAUCGCCCCGCUCAAAGCUUUCUGAUGCGGAAGGAUUCUAAUAAAAAACCCGAUGUGUAUUUCAUGGACGUAGCCACCUUUGGCUCCAGCUGCUCACCGUGUAGUGCGCAGUACAUCAAGAACCGGAACGCUGAAGAAUUUGCUGUCGACUAUCCCAGGGCAGCGGAGGCGAUAAUCAAGUGCCACUAUGUGGACGACUAUCUGGAUAGCUUCGACCACAUCGAGGAUGCUCAACGAGUUGCUGCUGAGGUGAGAAUGAUCCAUGGAAAGGGUGGUUUCGAAAUCCGUCGUUGGCGGUCCAAUUCCCAGGAUGUACUCAACCAUCUAGGCGAAACGGUGUUUCCGGUAGUGAAGGACCUGAACUUGGAUAAAAGCGACGGGGUGGAAAGAGUUCUCGGUAUGCUAUGGUUCCCAAUAGAGGAUGAAUUGGGAUUCUCAACUCAAGUGCGCAAUGAUAUUGCUGCAAUCAUCGACGAAGGCAGACGACCAACCAAGCGCCAAGUUCUACGGUGUGUCAUGUCAUUAUUUGACCCCCUCGGAUUGUUGGCCGUGUACACAGUGCAUGGAAAGAUUUUGAUUCAAUCGAUAUGGCGCUCGGGAUCAGACUGGGACGAGGAAGUUGGAGAGGAAGCAUUCAACCGUUGGCUAAAAUGGAUUGGAAUCUUAAAUCAGGUGGAUGGUAUUCGCAUUCCUCGUUGUUACAUUGGUCAAACUGCUUCCACUUCAUUGCACUCCGUAGAGCUACACGUAUUUGUAGAUGCCAGCGAAGAAGCAUACAGUGCAGCAACUUAUUUCCGUUUUAUUCUUGUCGACGGGACCGUCAUCUGCAACCUAAUUUCGGCGAAGACGAAAGUAGCACCUCUCAAAACGUUAUCGAUACCUCGCCUGGAACUUCAAGCGGCCGUCCUUGGGGCUCGACUUGCGUCCUUCGUCAAAGACAGCCACACUCGAACCAUAAAUAAAAGGGUUUUUUGGUCGGAUUCUAGCACCGUCUUAGCCUGGAUUCGGUCGGACGCCCGAAGAUACCGACAAUAUGUCGCGUGCCGCAUCGGUGAGAUUCUCACGCUAUCGGAAAGCAGCGAGUGGAGAUGGGUGCCUACCAAAAUGAACAGCGCCGACGAGGCGACGAAGUGGGGGCACGGACCUUGCUUAUCGUCGGAAGGAAAAUGGUUCCGCGGCCCAGAGUUUCUACAACAACCGGAGCAGCAGUGGCCACAACAGAAUUUCAAGCAGAAAGUCUGUACAGAGGAGGAGCUUCGACCAUGUUUCGUGCACGGAGUCUUGACGUUGGAGCCUCUAGUGAAGUUUGAACGAUUUUCCCUAUGGAUGCGUCUUCUCCGAACAAUAGGCUACAUACUACGGUUCAUUCAAAAUGCUCGUAGAACUAAAGAACAGCGAGACGUAACACCGUUGAACUCCGACGAAAUUCAAAGAGCGGAAAACAUUCUUUGGCGUCGCUGUCAGGAAGAAUCCUAUCCGGACGAGAUCGCCCAACUGAAGGCGGAUAAGAAAAAUGUUGACAAAUCAUCACCAAUUUAUAAACUGUCUCCGUACAUCGAUGAGUGUGGAGUCCUAAGGCAGGAUGGGCGAAUUGGAGCGGUAGCAAACACAGGGUUCAACGUGAAGUUUCCGAUAAUCUUGCCGAAGUUACACCGAGUGACAACUCUGCUUCUGGAUUACUAUCAUCGUAAAAACCAUCAUGCGAAUCCCGAAACGGUGGUGAAUGAGGUAAGACAAAAUUUCUACAUUCCUCACCUUCGAGCAGCAGUACGGAAGACGUCACGAAUUUGUCAAAAGUGUAAGAUCUAUAAAUCACAGCCGUCCACACCAAAAAUGGCACCCCUACCAACCGCCAGAUUAGCAUCUUUUGAACGCCCUUUCUCAUACGUUGGAGUGGACUAUUUCGGUCCGAUGUUAGUGAAGGUUGGGCGCAGUCACGCAAAGCGUUGGGUGGCACUGUUUACGUGUCUCACCACUCGCGGAGUCCAUCUCGAAGUCGCGCAUAGUUUGAGUUCCGAGAGCUGCAUCACGUGCUUUCGCCGAUUCGUUGGGCGUCGAGGGGCCCCCGUGGAAGUAUAUAGUGACAAUGGAACCAACUUCCAAGGUGCUGAGAGGGAGCUUCGAAAACAGAUCGGCAACGGUCUGGCGGAAACAUUUACCAAUGCCAAUACCAAAUGGUUCUUCAACCCACCCUCAGCUCCGCAUAUGGGUGGAGCUUGGGAGAGGCUGGUUCGUUCUAUAAAAACCGCCAUAGAAAGUAUCGACACCGGAAGAAAGCUUAACGACGAAGGGUUUCAGACAUUACUAGUCGAAGCGGAAAGUAUCGUCAAUUCUAGACCGUUGACUUAUCUGCCUUUGGAGUCAGAAGAGCAGGAGGCCCUAACGCCGAAUCAUUUUCUGCUUGGAAGCUCCAGUGGGGUCAAGCAACCAGUUGCGAACCCCACGGAUCAGCGGGAGGCAGUCCUAAACAGCUGGAAGCAGAUCCAACAUCAGCUAGACAUUUUCUGGCGUCGUUGGUUGAGGGAGUAUCUGCCAACGAUUUGUAGGCGUACGAAAUGGUUCAGCGAUACCAAAAGAUCUGAAGUAGGUGACCUAGUGCUCAUUGCGGAUAGUAGCAAACGGAACAACUGGAUACGGGGACGAAUAAUGGAAGUACAGCCGGGGCCCGAUGGUCGGGUACGACGAGCUACAGUUCAGACGAGCACGGGAUUCUUAAGAAGACCAGUCAGCAAGUUGGCCGUGUUAGACGUCAGCGAUCCAAGUAAAACUGCUCCGGAUACGCAGUGUUACGGGGGCGGGAAUGUUGCCGUACAAGCUGGCAACGCUGGUUAG
This is a messenger RNA of Ochlerotatus camptorhynchus, 3990 nucleotides long. RefSeq lists its product as uncharacterized. The transcript has 3 exons. NCBI's taxonomy places the organism in Eukaryota, Metazoa, Arthropoda, Insecta, Diptera, Culicidae. The coding region runs from base 1 to 3990 and encodes 1329 amino acids. Gene Ontology annotation, molecular function: nucleic acid binding. Gene Ontology annotation, biological process: DNA integration. The record is from RefSeq and is a predicted model, not a curated record.